AACUUGUCCUCUGCCUAGUAGCUAGCACCAAUCAAGGAUGGCGCUUGCUCCCCGGUCGUCUCUGCGCUCCCUGUUGCUGCUCAUGUCCCACGGGAAGCCACAGCUGAGCUCUUUCUCCUCCUCCUCCGUCGCCCGCACGGGCGUUCCGCCGGUCGCCCCGGGAGCUGAUACCCCUCCGGCUGCUCCGGCCGUCCAGCCCCCAGUCACCACAGCUCGGUCAGAUCGUUCAUGCCCGAAGCUCCCUGGGGGUCCACGUACAUAUGAGGAAGAGACCGUUCUUCAGCCACUUCAUGGAGUAACUGACAAGGCUUGUCUGAACGCCCCUCAAGAUCCUAGCGCAUACCCAACUCCUGAUCAUGGGUCAUGUCGCACACCUGAACCUGUACCCGUCGAGCCUCCCAGUGCCAUCCCCGAAUCUCCUAUGCAUCCCGAAGUUCCUAUACACAAAGUUCGUGAUCCACCACCUAGGACGCGUCGCGGCGCUGUAACCAAUGGUUCACGUGGCACACCUGAAACUGUACCUGUCAAGCCUCCCCGGGACAUCUCUGAAGGUCCUGGACACGAAAUUCCUAGACACCCUAUUCAUGAUCCACCACCUAGGACGCAUCGCGGUGCUGUAACCAAUGGUUCCUGUGGCACACCUGAACCUGCACCUGUACAUGUACCUGUCAAGCCUCCCAGGGGGAUCUCCGAAGAUGUUAAACACAAAGUUGGUGAUCCACCACGUAGGCCUAAAGCUGUAACCGAGCAGCCUGCACAGUGCUCUCCGGCUGCUCCUGCCGUUUAGCCUCCGUUCACCCAGCUUUGCCAGAUCAUCCGAGCCAGAAGGUCCUUGUUCAGCAAUAGUUUGUUCUUCAUCCACUUCCUGGGGGGUCUAUCUUGUAGACUUAAUCUCGUUGCACACGUCAACUUCUACUUGGCUUAAUUUUCACAAGAAUAAGCUGUCCACGUAGCGUGAGGUUGUUCAUGUCUUGGCCAGUUUUUUUUUCCGUUAUGUCAUGUACUCCCUCCGUUCCGAAUUACUUGUCUUGAAUUUGUCUAGAUACUGAUGUAUCUAGACUCAUUUUAGUGCUAGAUACCUCCGUAUCUAGACAAAUCUAAGACAAGUAAUUCGGAACGGGGGAAGUACGUAGCUAUAUCACAUGCAUGGUUGAAGGCCGUGGUGACAGCGUCGUGGGAUGGCACGAUCAAACGUGGUCAUGACGACAUAGUUUGGGCAGAGGACCGAGUGGCGUUGGGAUGGCGACGUCGUAUAGCUCGCGCACUCGCCCGUUCACAAUAUAUGCUUUUAAUUGUAAUUGAAGAAUAAAUAUAAGAAGGAAAAAAACUAAAGAAA
Molecule: messenger RNA, 1336 nt
Organism: Triticum dicoccoides
Lineage: Eukaryota; Viridiplantae; Streptophyta; Magnoliopsida; Poales; Poaceae
Product: proline-rich receptor-like protein kinase PERK9
Exons: 3
Coding region: 38-787 (249 amino acids)
Source: RefSeq, a predicted model, not a curated record